AUGUCUGGGGACGUGGAGGACGACGUCUGCCGCCGGGCUCUGGGGCUCGUGCACGAGCUCUGCUUCGCCCCCCCCCGGGCCCGGCCCCCCCCCGAGACCUGCCUGGAGUUCAGCGACAUCCUGAGGCAGCGCGGGCACCCCCCCCCGCAGCACGAGGUCUCGGUCAGCCUCCUCUCGGUCAUCGUCACCUUCUGUGGCCUGGUGCUGCUCGGGGUCUCCCUCUUCGUGUCCUGGAAGCUCUGUUGGGUGCCCUGGCGCCAUAAAGAGGGCUCCGGGGGGGGCCCCCCCCGUAAAGAGCCCCCCCACAUCGGUGGGGGCCUCUUUGGGGACCCCCUCUAUGAAAGAGGGGAGCAAGGAAGUGACCCCCCCCCUCCUCCGGCUCAACCUGAGCGCUGCUACUUGGAUAUGGGGCCCUGCCCCAUAGGGGGCCCCCCACCCACCCACCCUGGUCAGGGUGCACCCCCCCCCGGGGUAGCGCAGGAUGGGGGGGGGGGGGAGGCGGCGGCGCUGGGGACAAUGAGCAGGGCCACCUCGGUGCAGGUGGGGGUGGCCGGAAGCUCCCCCUUGCUCCCCACGGGCGGUAGCGGCGCCACGCGGGGCCGCUUGUGCGUUGCGCUGCGCUACUCCUUCGGCACCCAACAGUUGGUGGUGCGCGUGCUCCGCGCCACCCAACUGCCCCCCAAAGGCCCCCAUGGCGGUGGCGACCCCUACGUCCGUAUCCAUCUCCUCCCCGACCGGAAGAGGAAGUUCCAGACCCGGGUGCAACGGCGCACGCGGGAGCCGGUCUUCGACGAGGCCUUCGCCUUCGCCGUGCCCUUCGGCGAGCUCCCGGCGCGGCGCCUCCACUUCGGCGUCUACGACUUCGAGCGCUUCGGGCGGCACGAGCUGGUGGGCAGCGUGGUGAUGGGCAACCUGCUGGAGGCGGCCGAGCGCGGCGCCGACGAGCCCCUCUGGAGGGACAUCGUGGAGGGAGGAGGGGAGAAGGCCGACCUGGGCGAGCUCAACUUCUCCCUGUGCUACCUCCCCACGGCCGGGCGCCUCACGGUCACCAUCAUCCGCGCCGCCAACCUGCGCGCCAUGGACCUCACCGGCCUCUCGGACCCCUACGUGAAGGCGUCGCUGAUGGCCGAGGGCCGGCGGCUCAAGAAGCGGAAGACGUCGAUCAAGAGGAACACCCUGAACCCCAGCUUCAACGAGGCGCUCGUCUUCGACGUGGCCCACGACAGCGUGCACCACGUCAGCAUCACCCUCGCCGUGCUCGACUACGACUGCAUAGGGCACAAUGAGGUGAUCGGGCUGUGCCGCGUGGGCAGCGACGCCGAGGGCCCCGGCCGCGAGCACUGGGCCCGGAUGCUGCAGAACCCGCGGCAGCCGGUGGAGCAUUGGCACACGCUGGUGGAGGAGAAGGCGCUGGGACUGGCGAAGGGCUCCACGAGGGACAAGCAUGGGGACAGGGCAGAGGCCUCCUGAACUGGCUCCAGCCCAGCCUGGGGG
Pezoporus flaviventris is the source of this 1494-nucleotide messenger RNA. RefSeq names its product synaptotagmin-3-like. Gene Ontology annotation, biological process: regulation of dopamine secretion; regulation of calcium ion-dependent exocytosis; calcium-ion regulated exocytosis. The transcript has 8 exons. Gene Ontology annotation, molecular function: phosphatidylserine binding; calcium-dependent phospholipid binding; SNARE binding. Lineage: Eukaryota; Metazoa; Chordata; Aves; Psittaciformes; Psittacidae. The record is from RefSeq and is a predicted model, not a curated record. Gene Ontology annotation, cellular component: membrane. Bases 1 to 1470 code for a protein of 489 amino acids.